Papaver somniferum (opium poppy) is the source of this 2478-nucleotide messenger RNA. RefSeq lists its product as uncharacterized. The transcript has 5 exons. Gene Ontology annotation, molecular function: nucleic acid binding; RNA-DNA hybrid ribonuclease activity. NCBI's taxonomy places the organism in Eukaryota, Viridiplantae, Streptophyta, Magnoliopsida, Ranunculales, Papaveraceae. The record is from RefSeq and is a predicted model, not a curated record. The coding region runs from base 1 to 2478 and encodes 825 amino acids.
AUGUGGUUUACUCAUCCGGAUUUCAUGAGUACGGUUAUGGAGAGUUGGAAUGCUCCUGUUUCGGGUUCUCCUGAUUAUAUUUAUCCGUACAAGCUUAAGAGAUUAAAGGCUUCCAUGAAGGAGUGGAAUUUUAGGUUCUUUGGUAAUGUUAAUGCUAGACUCAAACAUGCUAAAUUAACUAUGGAAGUUGCUCUUCGAAUUUCUGAUGAGGACCCGGAAGACAUAACGAAGCUGAAUUUUGCUAAGGAGGCUUCGGUUACACUUCAGGAAAUCCGUAUGCGUCAAUCCAUUAUGUUGAAGCAAAAAUCACGAAAUAAAUGGCUUAAGGAGGGUGCAAGUAAUACCUCUUUUUUUCAUGCCAAUAUUCAUACUCUAAGGAGCAGCAAUAUGAUUUCAGAAUUGGUGGAUGAUGAUGGGAAUGUUAUCUCUAAUUGUGACCAGAUUAGAGAUUACACGGUGUCUUAUUUUGAGUCUAAAUUUAAUGGGGUAGAACUGCCAAUUGAUGAGCAAUUAUUUCAUUAUGAGCAUGACAGUAUUUUUACGGAGGAAAGCCAUAGAAUGGAUACGAUUCCUACUUAUGAUGAAAUAAAGGCCGAUGUUUAUGAUCUUGAUGCUGAUAGUGCCCCUGGACCUGAUGGUUUCUCCGGUUGCUUUUAUAGACAUUGUUGGGACGUGAUACAAAAAGACCUUUAUAAUGCUAUUACUUAUUGUUGGAAACACCAAAGGAUUCCUAAUGGGGAACAAGUUGCUUUUAUGAAGGGAAGAAAUAUUCAUGAGAACAUUAGUGUGGCAUCGGAGAUGGUGAAUGAUCUGAAAACUAAGCGUAAAGGUGGCAAUGUGGGUCUAAAGCUGGAUAUUACUCAAGCUUUUGACACUGUUAGAUGGUCUUUUGUCUUAAAUGUGUUUCGUAGGUAUGGUUUUUCCCAACAAUGGUGUUCUUGGAUAUAUUCGUUGCUUAGCUCAGCUCGUAUUUCUAUCAUUCUCAAUGGUAGUCCGGAGGGUUUUUUCAAAACUAAUAGAGGUUUGCGUCAAGAUGAUCCUUUGUCCCCUCUUAUUUUUGUGUUGAUUGAAGAUGUUCUAAGUAGAAAUCUUACGAAACUAUUUCUUGAGAAUAAAAUGACUCCCAUGCUUUCGAAAAAAGGUAUUUAUCCUACUCAUCUCUUUUUUGCUGACGACAUAAUGAUUUUUUGCAAAAGCAACCUGAGGAGUUUGCAUAAUCUCCUUGAGUUGCUUGGGAAAUAUCAAACGGCCUUGGGCCAAACGGUUUUUCGUCAAAAGAGUAAGGUUUAUUAUGGUGGUGGAACCUUGAGUCGUUGUAGAAAUAUCACUGAUUUGCUUGGUAUGGAAGUCUCUACCUUCUCGGACAGGUAUUUGGGAGUUCAAAUUAUGCCUGGAGCUGUAAAAUAUCGUCACAUUAGCAAUGUAGUUGAUAAGAUUAAAAAGAAACUCUCUGUUUGGAAAGGAAAAAUGCUCUCUUUUCAAGAUCGGGUUAUUCUUAUUAAUUCCGUGAUUUCUAGUUGUGCCAUUCACAACAUGGCUGUUUAUAAGUGGCCUCAGAAGUUCAUUCAGCAGGAAGGUGGUUUGGGAAUUACUAGAAUGGCUGUUACAAAUAGAGCGCUUCUAAUGAAAUUCUGGCUUGUGCAUACUAUUCUGGACAGAAAUACCAAGGUCCUGCUUGGUGAUGGUAGAACUACUUCACUAUACUUCGAUGUUUGGUAUGGUUAUGCAAGCAUUGCUGACAUGCUUGGUGAAAAUGAUCUUGAUGGCACUGCCAUGGUUUGUGAUGUUCUUGUUAAUAACAAUUGGCAGUUGCAGGGUAUUCACGCACAUAAUUUGGUCCGAGAUGUAUUUGACAUUCAUAACUUGCCAGUUCUACAAGGUGGAACAGAUUGCAGGGUUUGGAUGACGGGACUGGAUGGUAUCAUCCCAGUUUCUUCAGCGAAACAACUCAUAAGGAAAAAGUUCGCAGUUUUAGAGCCAAUUGAAUGUUUUUGGUCGCCUCCAGAUAGGGAUGAAAUCUUAUUGUGUUGUGACGGGGAUGCAAAGGGGAACCCUGGAGUUGCGGGUGCAGGUGUAGUAGUGCGGGAUCAUGAUUGUAAUUUUAUUGGAGCAACGAGUAUUGGCCUGGGAAGAACGAAUAACUACUUGGCGGAACUUUAUGGCAUAAUUAUUGGUUUAGAAUGGGCUUUGAAGUGGAAUGUCCGAAGAGUUUUGGUCCGUUCUGAUUCAGUCAGUGCGGUUAUGGCUUUCACGACUUCAAAUGUACCCUGGUUUGCUAGACAGAGAUGGAAAAGGAUUCAAGAGAGUUAUGAUUCAAUUCGGUUUGUGCAUACCUACCGUGAAGCAAAUUUUACAGCUGAUUGUAUGGCAAAAAGAGGGUGUCUUCUUAGGAAUGGGGAAGGGUUGAACUAUGAUGAGAGACCUUAUUUUCUUAAUUCCCUAGAAUAUCCAGAUGUUUCCUAUUUCAGAUUUAAGUAG